Molecule: messenger RNA, 4629 nt
Organism: Neospora caninum
Lineage: Eukaryota; Apicomplexa; Conoidasida; Eucoccidiorida; Sarcocystidae
Exons: 2
Coding region: 1-4629 (1542 amino acids)
Biological process (GO): microtubule cytoskeleton organization
Cellular component (GO): microtubule
Molecular function (GO): microtubule binding; calmodulin binding
Source: RefSeq, a predicted model, not a curated record
AUGGAUUUCUUCGCAGGGAAGUACCCGAGCUCUGCCUGCCAGGCUGCGGCGUCUCCGCCUGUCUGUCCCCACACCUUUCCCCUCGUUGACGGCUUCACUGGCGAGGUCUACACGAUCGACCUCCGCCACCCUCUCCUCUCUUCUCCUCACUCUCGCUCCUCAUCGGCGCCGGAGAGUCCGCCAGGCGCGCGUCCUACGUGGCUGUCCCUCCAGCACUUUCUGACUCGCCACGUCAUCCCGGCUCUUCCCUCUCCGGGUGUCUCCACUCGCAGCGGGUCUUUCGGCAAACUUUCUGCGGAAAACGCUGCGUCGACUGCGUGCCUGUCGCCUCUUCCCUCAUCCCCUCGCUGGUAUUCCGGGCCGGCGGACAAAGGGGAGAGCGGCAGGGCCGUCAGCCCCGUCCCCCCGAGUCCUCACGCCCCCGCCUCGGGUCUCGCCUCUUGGUUCGCUUCGGGUGGUCAAGGCGGAGCAAGCUCACGGAAGGGCGCGGCAGCCGACGCAGGCGCCGACGUUCUUUUUCCAGAAGGAAGCGUCGUCCUGAUCCUAGAACGGACCUCGACGUCCCUCGCCUUCGAAGUGAACAGACAUCGAGACAGCUCCCCACACCCGUCGGGCGCGUGUCUUCAGCCUGGCGAGCCGGGUCCGAUUUUCUGUUACCGCCUAGAUCUCCUUUUCUCGCCUCUCGAUGCGGCACUUGUCAGGCCUGUUGACGCGCCGCGAGAAGGCGACACUACGUGCGCCGGUGCCGAGAAGCCUGAUGCACUUUCUGCUUUUGCGGCGGCGCGACAGGGACAGACAGAUGGUCUCGACGGGGCGAACGCAGCCACCCCUUUCGCUCCGGCCUCCACCCACCUCCACACCUACCAUGCGCAAUCCCUGUUGACGGAGCCUGGUUCGGUGUCUGAGCACCGCGGGUGGGGGUCGAGGCUCGGCCGGGCCGUCCCCUUCCCGCUCCCGUAUGCGUCGCCUUCCCUCGAGAAACGGCUGUCGAGUGCCGAGCAGCGAGCGGUCCAAACGGCCUCUGCGCUCUGCACCGACAGCGGGCUGCAGCACUUCGCCGCGAGUGUACGUACAGCUGCCCAGCUGCUGGCGGCGGGCCGCGCGCGGGCGCAGGCGGCCGCCGCCCUGCUUCGACGUCUUCCGCUGCAGAGACAGUCUGCCCUCGUGGUCCAGGGGAAUCUGGAGAGACACCUGGACGUCGCGUCGCGCUGGCUGUCGACUCUGAGCUCGCGCCUCGCAGAGGACCGCCGUCUCCAGCAGCCGCUCUUCGACGGCCUCCCGUCCCUGUUUGCGCUCUUUGCGUCAUGCAUCCUUCCCCGCAGUUUGCAUGCCCAGGCCGGCGACUGCUCGGCACUUGGGUGCGACGACUCUCAGCAGAACCCCGCCUUCUCCGCGUCUGCGCCUUCCUUCGCCCCGGCGCCCUCCACGCUCGGAGACGCGCUGGACCUGGCGACGAUCGAACGGCACGUGGCCGGCCUCGAGGCCCAGCGGGAGCAGAUGUACGUACAGCUGAAAGAGCUGGAGAGGCGAUGCAGCGAGGCGUGCGAGGCAGCGUCCGCCGCAGGACGUCGGGCGGUGACUGUGGCCGAGCGUGGCGGUGCGAUCGAGGAAGAAAGCCGGCGGAUCGAAGCAGCCGGACAAGAACAAGAAAUGCUGUUCCAUCGCGUCCUCGAGGCGCUGCCCCCGCCUCCGAUUGCGUACUCGCAGUACUCUCCCGAUCAGCUCCACGAGCGCCAGCGACGGCAGUCGGCCGCUUUGCAAGAGCUGCGCCGAGUCGCCGAAGAACAGGCCGCGAGUGAAGAGCGCGUGGCGCGUCUGUGGGCACGGAGAGGGGACGAGUUCCUCUCGGCUUUGCGUCGCUCCUUCCAAGGGAAAAUCGAAGUGAAACACCACCGCGACGUCGGGUUGCUGCUCAACGAGGCUUCCCAACGGGUGGCCAUUUCCGUUCUCCAACUCGGGCGUCUGUACGCAGUCCCGCGCGCCUGUGCCCUGGCGGUCCAGGAGUGCCAGCGUCGGCGGCGGUUCAGGUGUGCGUACACCGCAGCGGCGAGGGCAGCUCAGGAGCAGCUGGAUCGGGCGCGGAGCGGCGAGGAAGCUGCGCGCUUGCACUUUUUGGAAACGUGUGGCCACGCACUUCCCGUGUCGCUCUUUGAGCCUCUCAGGGAGUGUGACGUCCCGCGGGUGUACGUACAGGGCCCGGCGGACUUUGACCAGAAUCUGGCGAGUCUCCUGAAUCUCGACUUCUCUUCUUUUCCCCCAGACGGAAACAAGGUUGCAGGUGGCGAAGCAGCCAUCUCGACGCGCGUGCGGGAAGCGGAAGGAGAAAAUUUUGGCGACGCUCCGGAUGGCGCGCGCCCCACGGACGCCUGCGCAGUCCAGUCUCUCUGGGUCUCCGAGGCACCGCAAGAGCGGCGACCAGGGAAGGACCCGCGAUCCGUGUGGGGAGAAAGAGACACCAACCCCUCGCAUCGGUCUCUCUCUCCCUCGAGGCGUAUCCGCGAAGAACUGGCGGAGAAGCAGGAACAGGAAUUCGAGCAGAAGCUGAUCCAAGCCUCGCUCUCAGACGCGUCUGCAGCCGCGACUCUGGCGGCUGAGAGGCUUCGCUCGGAAAUUAUGAGGCGAGGCGGCGAGGAGGCAAAGAGACAGUUUGCAGACGCGCAAGCAUCAAAAUUGGGCUCGCUGUCGAGCUGCUGGUCAGGCGCGCAGGAGGCCGCGGGCGACUCCCGGCUGGCGAGCAAAGCCGAGAAGCAAGCGCGCGCCCCGUUUGCGAGUGGAGCGGAGACGGAGCUCGGAGACAAAAGGCGUCUUCACGAAGAAACGGCUGCUGUCCAGCCAGCGUGGGCGGCACACCCAGUGGUAGAGGAGAAGGACCAACUUGUGGAGUCAGACUCGCGGGGUGUCCGUACACCGCAGACAGAGGGCCAUCCGUUCGUAAGCGGCUCCAGAGCGGAGGCGGUACAUGAGGAAGACGGACACAGCAAGGGCCGCCUGACAUCUGUUCCCGACAGCCGCGAGCACGAGACUGACCACGCAGAAGGGAGACGCCAACUCGGGUCUGUGUUGGAAUCAGAAAUCGUCUCUCGCAAUGCAUCCGCAACUGAGGGGUUUGUCCAGCGACUCGACAUAGAUCCCGCGUUCCGAAAGUUCGAGGUCGGUGACGGCCAGCACGCGCUCCGUCGUCUCGAGUCGCUUCUGAAUGAGAAGGGAGGUGAAAUCGAAGAAGAGCGAGGACGCGCAGCAAGCCAGCACUCGCCGGGUUUAAGAGAUGCUGCGCCUGUUGCGUCAUCUUCUCCACCCUGGGGAGGGUCCAUGAAUGGCGUCCAUGCCAGCAGCAAAGAGGAAUCUGAGUCUCUCGGUUUCAGUGCUCUCUGCACACAACACGGCGAGAUCUCCACUGGCAGGACAGAGGUGUCAUGUAGAGAUGGAGCGAGUCCGUUUCCUUCCUCUUCAUCAUCAUCUUCUUCUUCCAUUUCGUCGUCGUCCUCCUCUUCCUCGUGCCCGACUUCCUCUUCCUCGUGCCCGACUUCCUCUUCCUCGUGCGCGACUUCCUCUUUCUCGUGCCCGACUUCCUCUUCCUCGUGCCCGACUUCCUCUUCCUCUUCUCCCUUUCCCUCCUCGUCCUCGGUUUCGUCUUCGGCUUCUUCCUCUUUUUCCUCUUCUUCCUCAGCUUCUUUCACGCGUUCCUCUCCGUCUUCUUCCUCGGCAUUGGGGUUUGCUCCAUCGAGCGUAGAGGAACCGCGACGGAAAGGCGAGCAACAAGAACAGAGAAGUCGAGACGAGGCUGGAGGAGAACGGUUCGAAGAGCAAGCAAGACGAAGCGUGGAAGAAGGGAAAGAAGGUGGAGGGAGGCCCGAGGCCGAAUGUGAAGAAUUCCAUUUCCUCGCUCCAGUUGAUCCCGGCAUCUCGUCGCGCGGCGAGUCUGAGGUGCACACUGUCAGUGACGCUGCAAAGGCGACCAAGAUGGCAACGGUUCUCAGUGGAAACGACGAGGCUGAGAAUGCUGGAGAUCCCUCGACUUCUUCUGCCCCUGUGUUGAGAGAAACGACGCUGGAGAAUGUGAAGGACGAGACGCCGGCGAAGCUGGAGAAUGUGAAGGACGAGACACCGGCGAAGCUGGAGAAUGUGAGGGACGAGACACCGGCGAAGCUGGAGAAUGUGAAGGACGAGACGCCGGCGACGCUGGAGAAUGUGAAGGACGAGACACCGGCGAAGCUGGAGAAUGUGAAGGACGAGACGCCGGCGACGCUGGAGAAUGUGAAGGACGAGACACCGGCGAAGCUGGAGAAUGUGAAGGACGAGACACCGGUGACGCUGGAGAAUGUGAAGGACGAGACGCCGGCGAAGCUGGAGAAUGUGAAGGUCGAGACGCCGGCGAAGCUGGAGAAUGUGAAGGACGAGACGCCGACGAAGCUGGAGAAUGUGAAGGACGAGACACCGGUGACGCUGGAGAAUGUGAAGGACGAGACGCCGGCGAAGCUGGAGAAUGUGAAGGACGAGACGCCGGCGAAGCUGGAGAAUGUGAAGGACGAGACGCCGGCGAAGCUGGAGAAUGUGAAGGACGAGACGCCGGCGACGUCAGGGAAGAAGCAGUGCCUCAUGGGAACGGACCCGAAGCAGACACAGAGGUAG